CUCUUCUCUGCAGCUCAAAACUCUCUCUCUCUGAUCAUUUCUCUUUGAAUUAGCAGCAGCAUCCUCAAUGAUAGGGGAAAAGAAAAAUCUCAGGGAUUAUUCCUGAUUAUUCCUGAUCCCAGUUGUGUUCUUUAGAAAUAUCUGUUUCAAUUUAGUCCUUCAUUUCGCAAAAGAAAAAUCUCAGGGAUUAUUCCUGAUCCCAGUUGUGUUCUUUUCAAUUUAGUCCUUCAUUUCGCUAUAAGGGUUGUCGUUGAGAAAUUUCUCAUAUUUUGGAUGCUUCUCGCGCAACAAUAUUGGGUCAAUCUCUCUUGGUUUCUGGGCAAUUUUGAACACUGUUCAAAAUGAAUGAUUCAGUAAGGUACACAGAACACCGGCGUAUCACCAAUAAGCUCGUGAAAUCUCUGGCCAAACAGUUUCCGGUGCCCAAUGCCGACAAACCAAAAAUUGUUCGGAUCUCCGUCACGGACGGUGACGCUACCGACUCCUCAAGCGAUGAAGGCGAAGAAGAGCACCCACUUCGUCCUCAUCGAGUGAAAAGGCUGGUUAACGAGAUCAGAAUCAAAGAUUUCUCGCAGUACGCCACCGAAGACGCAAAGACUCAGAACGUAAAGCCAAAUCCGAGGCCUAACCAGCAGUCUUUUCCGGAAAUGAAGAAGUACCGAGGGGUUCGACAACGGCCCUGGGGGAGAUGGGCUGCCGAGAUCAGAGACCCUCUCCAGCGGACGAGAAUUUGGCUGGGGACCUACGACACCGCCGAAGAGGCGGCUAUGGUAUACGACAGGGCCGCCAUUCGCAUCAGAGGCCCCCACGCUCUCACCAAUUUCAUAAACCCCGAGUCACCGAAACAAGUAGUUGAUGCUGAGAGUCCGAUAGCCAGCAUUGUUCCGGUAAGUCCAACUCAACGUCCGGAAAUUGAUGUUGCGCCGCCUUGCGAUUACGAUUCUGGAAAAGAGUCUCACAGUGUCUAUUCUCCAAUCUCUGUUCUCAGAUUUCAGCCUCUUGAACCCAGAACAGAGGCGGAAAAUGACUGGAGACCGGCUCAAAAAGGGCAAGAUGAUUUUGUGUUGUUGGAUCCACUACUUUUGGAUGAUCAUUUUGAUUCUCUAAAUUUUCCACCGUUAUUUUUGGAUGACAAGAGCGUGGUGGCCACCUCGGGUUCAAAAGAAGAUUUCGGCGAUAUUUCGGUGGACUUGGAUGUAGAUUUCGGGUCUUGUAAAUGGGAUGUGGAUAGUUUCUUCCAGGAUCCUCUGGGAUCCUUGCAGUGAGACUCAGACUCAUUUCCACAGUAAUUCAGAGUCUUUUGGUUCACAGUCUUUUUACUGGACCGGAGAGGAGGACGUGAAAGAUGAGGGUAAAUAGCGUUGUGGUUUUGGUGGUGGUAAAAUGGUGAAAACGAGUUGAUGAUGUAUAUGACUCAUAUGAUAUGGUAAUUUAAGAGUUGGGUGGGUUUUUACUUGAAAUUGUGGGUUUGUCCGUUACUCAAUGUGUAUUUGAAUUCCUAAUGCCAAUAUUAAUCCUGAAUGUUGCAUGAUUAGCGGAAAUGACCACC
Molecule: messenger RNA, 1549 nt
Organism: Corylus avellana
Lineage: Eukaryota; Viridiplantae; Streptophyta; Magnoliopsida; Fagales; Betulaceae
Product: ethylene-responsive transcription factor CRF4-like
Biological process (GO): regulation of DNA-templated transcription
Molecular function (GO): DNA-binding transcription factor activity; DNA binding
Source: RefSeq, a predicted model, not a curated record